AUGUCUGCCUCUUCAAACAGUGCUUCUCAACCUCCUUUGAACGCCUACGGUGCUCUCUGGGGUCCUCCGCUCAUUGCCACCUUCGUUGCCGCUAUUGUAUAUGGCAUUUCGGUCCUUCAAACCUUUUACUACUAUUCUCACCAUGGCAAGAGGGAUGGGCCCGGCUGGCUGAUACUCGUUGCCGCCAUCUUCGUGCUCGACAGCGCUGCCAUGGGGCUGUUCAUGUACUGCGCAUAUUAUUAUUCUAUCAUGUCGUGGGGCAUACCAGAGAUGUUGGAUCCGGAUGUUAAGGAGUUCCCAACCGAGUAUAUUAUCACAACGUUCCUUGCAUUCAUUGUGCAGAACUUUUACAUUAACACGAUUCGAGCAUUACGCGCUCCAAUCAUUAUCACAAUCCUCCUCUUCCUUACUUCGCUCACAGCAUUUAGCGCAGGCCUCAUCCUGCCCGCGGUUCAACUCAAACUAGCGUUCAUCCAUACAAUAGUCGUCGCACCCCUGAACCACCUAGCAUUCAACAUUGCUCGCGGAACUGCCUUGGCAUGCGACGUUGGCAUUGUCAUCGUUCUGUGUUGGCUAUUCUCCAUACGCAAGACAGGUGUACGACGUGCGAACAAUGUACUUGACGCGUUGAUUAUGUUCUCUGUUCAGCGUGGAGUGCUCCAGGCAAUUGUGCAGACUGGGGAAGUGCUUGCAUAUGCAAUCAAAUCGGAUGGGAUAUAUUUCCUCCCAUUCCAUGUUAUCGUUUCUCGCAUCUACUGCAACUCUCUCCUUGCUACACUGAAUUCGCGCGACUAUGUCCUCUCAAAGGGUCUAUCUAGUCGCGAACGCAUACAGAAGAUACGUCGAGAAAACGGUGACGCGGAGCUCGGUAACGUGAAAGAUGAUAACGGAGAGCAAAUACGGAACAAGGAAUUACCGGAACAAUCCAGGUUGCCUAUGGCGACAGAGUCGAGUGCCGGCAGGUGGGCGAGUACGAUGAACGCAACGCAAGCUAUCCUUACGAGUUUCCUCGAGCCACCUUUCCUCUUUACGAGUUCAACUUCUCAGGACGGGCGACCUGGGCGUAGUGGAGGGUCAAACGUGCAUACAGUCUCUAUAUCUGUAUCUGAGGGACCGUAUUCGAGUGUUGGUAUUACUUCACACUCGGACUCUGAGAGGGUUGCAUCGCGUGUUGACACUUUGAUGAACGAGUUGGCAAAGGCUCAGUCGACGGUGUCUCUCGAAACGUCUGGUCCGGAGACCCCUAUAACACCGAUCAAUUACCGUCGAGAUUAAACUGUACGGCAUUCGACUCAGUUUGACUCUAGUAAUCCAGUUGCUUUUAGUCAUAUUCGUGUAUUUGACGUUUUCCUCUGUUCAUUACUCCGUUCGCUAACUUCAUUGUCAAUGUCAAC
Messenger RNA from Fomitiporia mediterranea MF3/22, 1394 nucleotides. RefSeq lists its product as uncharacterized. Lineage: Eukaryota; Fungi; Basidiomycota; Agaricomycetes; Hymenochaetales; Hymenochaetaceae. Bases 1 to 1275 code for a protein of 424 amino acids. The transcript is spliced from 8 exons. The record is from RefSeq and is a predicted model, not a curated record.